UUUCUUCGUCUCCCUCACUCCUAAAACCCUCUGCCACUGAUCCAUUUUCGAUUUUAUUCCCGGAGCAAAAUCAGUUCUCCGACUAUGAAAUUGGCAUCUCUACCGUCAAAAUCCCUCCUCUUCCACCUCUCUUCUUCCUCCACCGCUCAAUCUUCCCGUCGAGCGAUCGCCGUUCUCGUCACUAACUUUCAAUCCUCUACAUAUUCCACCACCACUGGCUCCGCCUCCGGAUCCGGAUCCAGCCAUUCUUCUUCGAGGCGUCCUCAGCACGACGAAGAGUCUCGGUCCGUUAGGGUUUCGGUGUGGUGGGACUUGGAUAAAUGCAAUUUGCCGGCGGGUGCCAAAGUCUUCAAGGUAGCGCAAUACAUCACCGCAGCUAUCAGAAACAGCGGAAUCAAAGGUCCGAUCACAAUCACAGCCUUCGGAGACGUUUUUAAGCUCCCCAGAUCAAACCAAGACGCUCUCUCCGCUACCGGAAUCAGUCUCUCUCAUGUUCCUCAAGGUGGGAAGAACAGUGCAGAUAGGUCUCUGACUACGGAUCUAAUGUGCUGGGUUGCUCAGAACCCACCUCCAGCUCAUCUCUUUCUAAUCUCCAGCGACGAGGGAUUCGCAAGUGUGUUGCACAGAUUGAGGAUGAGCAAUUACAACGUUUUGCUGGCGAGCAAAUCAUCUGCUCCUGGCGUUCUGUGUAGUGCUGCUUCGAUCAUGUGGGAUUGGGAUGCUUUGAUCAAAGGAGAGAAUGUCACUGCUAAGCACUUUAACCAGCCUCCAGAUGGUCCUUAUAACUCUUGGUAUGGUCACUAUAGGGUUCCUCUUCUUGACCCAUUUGCAACCCCCACCACCACUGAGCAAUCCUCUACUGUGAAAACCGAAGAAGUUUCCGAGUCUAAGCCCGAGUCGGAAUCGGUUAAUUCGAGUUCUGCUAAAGUUCGUUCUGUCCCAAAAGAAGUUGUUAACAAGAUUCGUCUGAUCUUGAGCUUUAAUCCCAAGGGGGCACCCAUUUCCGAACUACACGCCGGGCUGAUUAAGAGCAACUUGGCCAUGGAUAAGGAUUUCUAUGGACAUAAGACGUUUGCUCGGUUACUACAAUCCAUGCCAGAUAUCUUUCAAGUUACUACAGAUAGUGAUGGCUUGUUUGUUGUUCGUGCUGUCGCCGAAAAAACAACUCCUACGCGACUUGAGUCCAGUCCUGGCUUGUAUACUGCCGUUGAUCAGAAGAUUAAAGAGAAGGAAACUGCUAAUGUAGAAGUUGCUGCUGAAAGAAGAAGAGAUGACUCACUUGGAAAGAAGCAGGACACUGUAACUGAGAAUGAUAAACAUGUCAAAGAGAACACACCAGAGAGUUCCCAAGAGUCCAUUCUAAUCAACCGGAAGGACGUUAAUGCAAAUGACAAAGCGGUGGAGAUGAAUCAGGUCGCUCUCAUAGCGGGCAGUGAAUCUUCCAUGGAAGAUGGAUUUUUUCACAAGCUAAAAAGACUAUGGUCUGGUUCACCUGAGAUGGAAGCAGAGCGUCUACCAAAAAAUGAAAAUGCUUCUGGAAGUGGAGACAAGGGCGAAGGGGUUGUUCAUGAUGGCAAGGCUAAGGAUAAGGACUUAAAAUCAUCGAGUCAGGGAACUGAUCCCAUGUCUCAAAUCCCAGCUUCCUCUGGUAAGGAAUCUGCAGAAGAGGUAAUAGCAGGAACGGAUGAAGUAGAGAAUAAUGAUAAAAAUGCAAGUCCGGGACUUUUUAGCCAACUUGUGAAGAGUUUCAAGUUCUGGGGAAGAAACACAGGGCUUAGCAAUGACUCGAGUGGGAAUCAGAAGCUGGUCGAUGUUGAUUCUCAAGUACAUGCCGUUUUUGCAGAAGAGUCUUCCUGGAGCGAUCUUGAAUCUUUCAUUAAUUCUCCAAGAGGCUUCGUUAUUGUUUCUCACUCAAGGACAAGGGAAAUGAUGGCUAAGAAUCUGCAGAGGGAAGGGCCUUCUUGUCUCAGACAACUCGAUGAAUCAAGCAUGCUUCAUUUAGUUACCUUAUUAAUAUCACAAAAGAAAUGGAUUGAAGAAGACCCCUCCUCUUCCCCACCAUUCAGCAUCAUCAAAGACUCUAGCCCUAGCCAUCGUCAUACUUCAAACGGUUUGAGCUCAAUAUUCUCGGAUUGCGCAAAAUCACAGUCGCAGAAACAAGACGGUGAGAAAAGGUGGAAGAACGUUGCUCAUGCUGGAGUUUCUGUUAGUUACAAAAGCAAUGCAGUUGCUGACUGUCAGAAGCUGGUAAAGAAGAUAACAGAGAAAAACCCUGAAGGUUAUAGCCUGAUUCGUUUCAGGAAAGACUUCUUAGAGGAAUACGGGUACCAUUUAGCCGUUGAAAAGCUCGGUUACGAAAACCUACAGUCUCUGAUUCAAGCAAUGCCUGGAGUGAGAAUAGCAUCUGGAUACAUUCUUCCUUCAACUUCUUCACCAGGUGCUAAGUCUGCAAAAGAAGAUGAGUCGGACUUGUUAUUCGAAGAACUCGGUCCAGUUUCUGACGCAACAAGUAACCACCCGACGACGACCACGGAAAAGCUUCCAGUGUAUGAACCAUCUCUCUCAGAGGAUGAAGAUUCUGGCUCAGAGAGAGACAACCCGAAGAAGAAGAAGAAGCAAGUGAUGAAUGGAAAGGAUAAUGAGAGUUCGUUGUUGCAAAUUUUGGAUUCUUAUUACACAAGCAAAGAUGGGGAAGUUAAGAAGGAUAAACCAGAGGAGAGAAAGCUUGUGAUUAGGAAGCCAAAGCCUUCAAAGGCGUAUUCCUUUGUUAAAGAUUAAGAAUUCCAGUGAGUCCGAGUGUUUUUUGCGGGAGAUCGAGUGUUUAACUAAAUUGUGGAAGUCGGUUUCAGGUUUGGUCUAUGGUAAACCGAAUCCGGUUAAUGAGAAAUCAGGUCAAAUUGGUGCAAGGUGUAGUUUAGUAUAUUCAUGAAGAUAUUCCCUUAUCUAAUUAAUCUAAUAGCAGUUGCUUGCAUUAAUUGGUAGUUUUGUGUUAUGUGAUUUCUUAAUUAAAUAUCACGUGGUUUCCAAGAGUGAUGAUUAAUUAAACAUUUAUUUCGAUUGUAUAUAAACUAUAC
Thlaspi arvense is the source of this 3074-nucleotide messenger RNA. Lineage: Eukaryota; Viridiplantae; Streptophyta; Magnoliopsida; Brassicales; Brassicaceae. The record is from the annotation of a GenBank genome assembly.